CCCGAGCCUUCUGCGCAAGUUGUCGUUGUUGUCGUUGUCCUGCUGCUGCUGCAGCUUUGGCCUCAGCUCGAUUUUCAGUUCUUCAUCCUCGGAGGGCUGUAUGUCAUUUCUCUAUAGGAGUCUAUUCCUUCAUUUAUUUAUUGCCCUCUACUGAUGUGAUUUGUUUGUGCCCCUUGUGUUGUCGGUUGGUUGUUGCAUUUCGUAUUAUUGCCGCAUUCUGCUUGGGUCGCUGGGCGAUCUUCAGCCAUGUAUCAGUUCGUCGAGGCAGAGCAAAGGGCAUUCGAUGCCGAGGUUAUGGAGGUGAAAGCAUGGUGGGGAAGCGAGAGGUUCCGGCUGACGAAGAGGCCAUACAGCGCGGAGCAGGUCGUUAGACUUCGAGGAACACUUCCGGUGGGCACCUACGCCUCCAACUUCCAAGCCAAGAAACUUUGGGCAAUCCUAAGACGGCACCAGUCAAAUGGAACGGCAUCGAGAACUUUCGGCGCCCUUGACACGGUCCAGGUUACACAGAUGGCCAAGUAUCUGGACACCAUCUACGUGUCUGGCUGGCAGUGCGCGUCCACAGCGUCCUCGUCUAAUGAGCCUGGUCCUGAUCUUGCAGAUUACCCUGCGGAAACGGUUCCGAACAAGGUGGAGCAGCUCUUCUUUGCGCAGAUGCUGCAUGAUCGAAAGCAGAAGGAGGCACGCUUCAGCAUGACAAAGGAGGAGAGGGCACGAACUCCGUAUGUGGACUACCUCGCGCCACUGAUUGCGGACGCGGACACGGGAUUUGGUGGCACAACAGCAACCGUGAAGCUGGUAAAGAUGUUUGUGGAAAGAGGCGCUUCUGGAGUUCACAUAGAGGAUCAAGCAGCUUCAACGAAGAAAUGCGGUCAUAUGGGCGGCAAAGUGCUAGUCCCGAUAUCUGAGCACGUCAACCGAUUGGUUUCUGCCCGUCUUCAGUGCGACAUAAUGGGGGUGGAGACUGUCCUAGUGGCCAGGACUGAUUCGGAUGCUGCCACAUUGCUUCAGAGCAACAUCGACGCAAGGGACCAUCCGUUCAUCCUUGGAGUUACCAAUCCACAGCUGAAGGGGAAGCCUCUUGUACGGGUACUGCAAGAAGCGCAAGAUGCUGGAAAGAUGGGGGCGGAGCUGCAGGCUGUGGAGGAUGCGUGGACGGCAGCAGCCAACCUGAGACUAUACGCGGAUGCGGUGGCCGAUGCCAUCCGGUCGGUCAACGGCAUUUCAGAGAUCGAGCGAACACGGAGGCUCAACGAGUGGUUUGGCUUGGCGGAGAAGAUGCCCCGCGAAGAUGCGCAGGAGUUGGCGCACAAGCUCGGGGCUGGGGGAGUCUUUUUUGACUGGGAUCUUCCCCGAACCCGUGAGGGGUAUUACCGGUUCCAAGGGGGCAUCAAGGCGGCGAUUACUCGAGCUGUCGCUCUUGCCCCCCAUGCUGAUUUGCUGUGGAUGGAGACUGCCAAGCCCAAUCUGCAGCAAGCUCGAGAUUUUGCACAGGGCGUCAGGGCUGUCCACCCAGACGUCAUGCUGGCGUACAAUCUCUCCCCCUCAUUCAACUGGGAUGCAGCGGGAAUGACAGAUCAACAGAUGCGCACAUUCAUAGAUGAUCUGGCGAAGCUGGGAUACUGCUGGCAGUUCAUCACUCUGGCCGGUUUCCAUGCGGACGGACUUGUAGUUGAUAUGUUUGCCAGAGACUUUGCGAACAGAGGAAUGCUGGCAUACGUGGAGGGAAUUCAGAGACAGGAAAGGAUUCAUGGUGUGGAGACUCUUGCGCACCAGAAAUGGUCUGGAGCAAGCUACUACGACCAGCUGCUGAAGACGGUCACCGGCGGGAUUUCCUCAACGGCGGCCAUGCAAAAAGGUGUCACCGAGGACCAAUUCCAGCGUGGACCUGGUGCUUCUUCAAUGGGAAGCAUGGAAGUGGGAGCAUUUGCCAUGUCAAAAAUAUGAAUGUCACCACAAAAUGAUAGUUUGGUUGAGGCGGCGUUCCAUCAUGGGCAAGAGCGAUUUCACUGGUCACCGGCUUCAGACAGCAAGCGGGGGGUCCACCCAGGGUUUUCUAUUCCUUGCGGAAGCUGCAUGCAAAUUUUAACUCCUUUUCAAGUUGAAAGAUGUGAAUCAGCUGGUCUCUGUUUGAAUUGCAGUUUGUUUGUGUCUCAUGUAAUUUCUCAACCACUUUACAAUGCCGUCACGCACUAACUGUACAAAUCUUUACCUGCAGUGCGAGGGAUUUGGUCAGACUUGAGUUUCAGAUUGCAGCCAAGGUUGGCUACGAUAGACCAGCGCAGGGGUUAUGUGGAACCUUCUAUAAGCUUCCUCCUUCGCUGGAGUGAUUGUGAAAUGGUCCAGUGCUAUUCUGGAUCAGGUUUUAUCUAUUCCCGACACUGGCCUACUCACUGCGAGGGAUGCCUUCAUGCGUUCAUGCCACUGCCACUCGGUGUCAGCGUGUAGAUGUCACACUGCCAACCGAGGUUUCAACUAUCCCCUUUGUGUGCAUUUGUGCAGGCCACGAGGUAUGAAAGAAAGCCUUCCUUGUAUGCUAGGACAUAAGGCAUGUAUUUUUAUUUCUGCUGGCUUGAUUGUGAAUGGUCUAGUGCUGUUCUCGAUCGAGUUGCGACGUGCUUGGUUUCGCGCUCCAAGUCCUACCCAUUCUUACCGUGAGAUACCAGAGCCUUCCUUGUGCGCUAGGAGAUAAGGGAUGCAUUUCUGUUUUUGCUGGACUGAUUGUGAAUUGUGAAUGGUCCAUUACUGUUUCUGGAAUUACGGUCUAACUAUUUCCAGCACUGGCCUGUUUACUGCGAGGAAUGCCUUGUACAUUCAUCUCCCUUAGUGUCAGCGCCUCGCUACCAAGCCUUCGAUCAUUCCCCUUUGUGUGCGUUGUGCAUGCGACUACCGGUAGGCACCAGAACCUUCCUUGUGUACUGGGAUAUAGAUAUGAUAUCAUGGUUCUAGUGGAUGCAUUUUGUUGUUUUUAUGCAUGUCAUAGUUUGCCAGGACCUUGGUAAGCUCUUUGGUGUCUGAAAGCUGUUAUGUCUGCGUGAUCUUGACCGUUGGUGAUGGCCAUGCUCGAGGAGUGGGCAUUUGUCGUUGUGCCAGUUUAUAGUGCCUAUUCGAUAGCACGGUCCGCAUUCUGCCAUUUUCUAUGUCAAUAUCCGUAGUGUCAAAUCUUGAGAAGGUAGCAUUGUGCCAUUCAAUAGCACAUUCAGUAACACGUUCUGUAUUCUGCCAUAUUUUAUGUCAAUAUUCAUACAGUGAAGCUUAAGGGGGUAGCAUUGUGCCAUUCAAUAGCACAUUCGGUAGCUAUUCAUGGUCAAGCUGGAAGGCGAGGUAGUCUUUAAGGUUUUGUGUACAAUGAUGGUCCGCCAACAUUCACAGGCAAGCUCGAGAUGGCUUUCUGAUGUUCCAUGGACUGGACUUUCCCAGCACCUUUUGGUAAAUUAAGGAAGAGGGAAGGGUGCUUCGGUUGACGUGUGCGUAUGAUUUAAAUACGUUUUACGUGUA
Molecule: messenger RNA, 3498 nt
Organism: Chara braunii
Lineage: Eukaryota; Viridiplantae; Streptophyta; Charophyceae; Charales; Characeae
Source: the annotation of a GenBank genome assembly